This is a messenger RNA of Gastrolobium bilobum, 2808 nucleotides long. RefSeq lists its product as uncharacterized. The record is from RefSeq and is a predicted model, not a curated record. Gene Ontology annotation, molecular function: protein binding. The coding region runs from base 591 to 2468 and encodes 625 amino acids. The transcript has 6 exons. NCBI's taxonomy places the organism in Eukaryota, Viridiplantae, Streptophyta, Magnoliopsida, Fabales, Fabaceae.
UGUUUUAAUUUAAAAAAGACAAACUUGAAAACUUCAUGAGGAAGAAAAUGAAGUGUAACAAUGAAUAUAACACGUAUAUAGCUUUUACUUUUUCCUAUAAAAGAGAAUCAAAUGGUCACAUAGCAGGAGAAAGUGGAAAUGAGAAUCAACAGCACAGCACUUUCUGUGCUUUCCAAGUCUGUAAAAAAACAAAAAGAAAAGGUACAUGUUCCUUACCUUUAACCUAUUCAUUAAUAUUUUAUUCAAUAGUGAACAAAGAAUAAUACAUAAACAAAUGUUAAAGAUGAAGAAAAAGAAGAUGAAAGAAUACAUUAUGAACUGCAGCUUGAAGUAUAACUUGUUCUCCUAAGCUUGUUCUUCUGUUUUUUCCACAUUCAAGAAUAGGAUUUUGCAAACUAUUGCACUUGUAGCUGGCAAAAGAAGAGUUUCAACUUUGCGUUGUCUACACGGAAAGCAUCUCCAGCAUUUAUAUCUGCAAGAGGCAAAUGAUUCUGUUAAUGCAGGUUUCCAUUCACCUUCUGCAAGUUGCUGAUUAAUCAUUAUUGAAGCAGGUUUCGGCUUGCAAAACCAAGACAAAUUUUGCAGUAGAAAUGGCAUCUGCAGGAUCAAGUCCAGUGAUGUCUUUCAAUGAUGUCAAGGCUGCUGCUACUGAGUUCGCUAGGGGAUUUAACCACAAUUACUACCAACCCCUGCACAUAGCAAUAUUAAAAGGUGAUUGGGAAUCUACAAAGGCCUUCCUUGAUAAUGACCCAAGUGCAUUGACAGCAAAGGUCACCAUACUUGGCAGGACUGCACUGCAUGUUGCUGCUUUAGGAGGACAGUGGCAAAUUGUUGAGAAGUUGGUGCAACUUAUGCCUGCACAUGUACUUGGAGAGCUGGACUUGAUGGGUUGCACUUGCCUGCACUAUGUUGCAUUAGGUGAAAGCACAAAGACUGCCAAGGCAUUGGUUGCUAAAAAUCCUUCUCUCACACAACUUACUGAUUUCAAAGGAUUCACACCUCUCAUCUAUAGUAUUACCUCUACCAGAUGUAAAGAGAUGGUGUGGUGCCUUGUCUUGAAUACUACAGAUGAGAGACCUGGCUGUCCAUUCUCGGGUCCUUCUGCUCGUGAACUUGUGGCUUUGCUUACUGCUGCAGGAUUUCAUGAUAUAACCAUGUAUCUUCUCCAGCGCUUCCCUAACUUGGCCAUUAUUUCUGAUUCAAAUGGAGGCAUUAUACUUAAUGUUUUGUCAAAAUUGUCCUCAGACUUCCAAAGUGGAAAUAAGCUUGGGUUUUGGGGUAGAUGCAUUUACCAUUGUGUUCCAGUGGAACUUGAUUAUUUACCACCAAGUCAGCUAAGAGGAGAUUUGAAAGAUUCGUAUGGUGAGUCAAGCCAUCACCAAUCUUAUUUUGGAGGUACAAUAUGGAAUGCGAUUCAGAAUCUUGUUCCUAGCAUAAAGCUAGUCAGAGAUGCAAAGUUGAGGCACGUAUCUGCUGUGAGAUUGGUAGAGUUUGUUUGCUCACAAGUUUCAACCAUGAACGACUCUGAAUUUUGGCAGUCUUUUGUGAGUGCAGACAUUAUUUUCAAUGCCACAACAGCUGGCAUAGUUGAAAUUUUAAGGAUAUGUUUCCACUUUUUUCCUGAUUUGGUUUGGAUUCACAUGCCAAAUGAAGGUUAUGUAGCUCAAAUUGCCAUCAAGAAUCGGCAAGAAAAGGUUUUAAGUCUUCUGUGCAAGAUGCCGAUAAUUUGCAACCUUCUGGUCUCAACCUUAGAUGAAUCACAAAACACUACGUCACAUCUAGCAGCAAGGUCUGAUUCUCAUAAGCUGGCACCAAUUUCUGGUGCAGCAUUUCAAAUGCAAAAAGAGUUACAGUGGUUUAAGGAAGUAGAGAAAUUGGACCACCCUCUCCAUAAAGAAAUUAAAAACAAAGAUGGUAAAACACCUUGGCAAUUGUUCAGGGAAGAGCACAAGACAUUGCUUGAGGAAGGGGAGAAAUGGAUGAAGGAUACAUCAAACUCUUGUAUGUUAGUAGCAACUCUUAUUGCUACAGUUGUGUUUGCUUCUGUUCUCACUGUACCUGGAGGUAACAACCAGGACAAAGGAAUUCCAAUAUUCUUGCAGGACCACACAUUCAUGGUGUUUGUUGUGUCAGAUGCAUUUGCUUUAUUUUCCUCUAUGGCUUCUCUUUUGAUGUUUUUAUCAAUCCUAACCGCACGCUAUGCUGAAGAAGAUUUUCUCAAGACAUUACCAGAAAGAUUAAUAUUAGGACUGGCUUCUUUGUUCCUUGCUAUAGUAACUACAAUGAUAGCAUUUGGUGCAGCUCUCUCUUUGGUUCUAAGGGAGAGACUAAAAUGGGUGUCAAUUCCAAUUGCUCUUCUGGCUUGUGUCCCAGUUGCUCUAUUUGCAAGGCUUCAACUUCCCUUGUUCAUACAAAUGAUCAUAUCAACUUAUGGAUCUCGCAUAUAUCAUCCUCAGAGUCUUUGGUAAGGCUUUUGUGUUGUCCCAGCACCUGAAAAACAAGACAAAGCAAAGAAAACAAAGAUCAUAUAGUUUUAUUUAUUUAUUUGUGGGUAAACGUAUACCAUGUAGUUAUUUGAUAAUAAAAUAUUGUUGAGAUAUAUAGUCCCACAUUGGUUGUAUGAGCAACUAAUGUAGAGUUUAUAAGGCCUUGGGCACUCCCACCCUUUGAGCUAGCUUUUGGAGUGGUGUAUUCCAAUGUUCUUUUCAUGGUAUCAGAGCCUCCUCGCCGCCCUCCACUUUCUCUUGUGGAAUUUCUUAGCACAGGUAGGCUGGGCUUGUUGCAUUGUGGCUUUGAGAACUCCCACCC